Theileria equi strain WA is the source of this 1356-nucleotide messenger RNA. Its product is annotated as protein kinase domain-containing protein. Gene Ontology annotation, biological process: protein phosphorylation. The transcript has 2 exons. The record is from RefSeq and is a predicted model, not a curated record. Gene Ontology annotation, cellular component: cytosol; nucleus; protein kinase CK2 complex. The coding region runs from base 332 to 1354 and encodes 340 amino acids. Lineage: Eukaryota; Apicomplexa; Aconoidasida; Piroplasmida; Theileriidae. Gene Ontology annotation, molecular function: ATP binding; protein serine/threonine kinase activity.
AGGAAACAAAACCUUCCUCCAUAUUAUCGCAUGAUAAGAUUAAAAAAUCACUGGAAUUUGUUCAUAUAUUACGUAUACAUAUUUUCCAGGCGAUAGCAAGAAUUUUGAAUCUCAAAGUAGGAAAAAAAAUAUUACAAUUCCAGAGGUAGAUUUCGCAAAACUACCGCAGGGGUAUCCUGAUAAAUCUGUAGAUGCCACUGAUAGUUGCACAAAUACUCUGAAUUCUGAAGGGUUUGAUUCUACUUCUUAUGGUCGUGUGAAAGAAUUCUCAUCCACAGAUGGUUGUUCUAAUACUUAUGGACAGUUGAAUUUUGAUUCCGAAGAACAGAAAAUGGAUGUGAUGGAUAAAGAUAAAACAAAACAGCCUAAUAGGGAAAUUUCUAUCAUCCUUCCCAAAUAUUAUGCUGAUAUAAACGGUAAGAAGGGUUCAGACUAUUGGGAUUAUGAAAACAUAUCGCUGAAAUGGAGCGUUCCAGAUCCCUACGAAAUUGUACGAAAAAUUGGCAGGGGUAAAUUUAGUGAAGUUUUUGAAGCAAUAAAUAUUGAAACUAAGGAACAAUGUGUAGUCAAAAUACUCAAACCAGUGAAAAAGAAGAAAAUCAAAAGAGAAAUAAAGAUUCUUCAAAAUCUCAAGGGCGGACCGAAUAUAAUACAGCUAUUGGAUAUCGUAAAGGAUCCACAGAGUAGAACUCCCUCUCUAAUUUUUGAAUAUGUCAACAAUACUGACUUCAAAACUCUUUAUCCUACCCUCAGUAUCUACGACAUCAAAUAUUACAUAUAUCAAUUAUUGAAGGCCAUGAACUUCUGUCAUAGCCAAGGGAUAAUGCACAGAGAUAUAAAACCACACAAUGUAAUGAUAGAUCACGAGAAGAGGCAACUGAGGCUUAUAGACUGGGGUCUUGCUGAAUUUUAUCAUCCUGAACAAGAAUAUAGUGUUAGGGUUGCAACACGAUAUUACAAGGGCCCUGAACUCCUUGUGGAUAUGCGAUAUUAUGACUAUAGUCUCGAUAUUUGGAGUAUAGGUUGUAUGCUUGCAGGUAUUGUAUUUAAGAAGGAGCCAUUCUUCUAUGGACAUGAUAACUACGAUCAGUUGGUGAAAAUUGCCAAAGUAUUGGGAACUGAUGACCUCCAUAAGUAUUUUGAGAAGUUUGGAUUAAAUUUCGCUCCCUCAUACAAAGAACUUCUCGGGACCCACACAAGAAAGCCUUGGACCAAAUUUAUUCACCAUGAGAAUCAGCAUUUAAUAUCACCAGAAGUUUUGGAUUUGCUGGAUCGCAUGCUUGUUUAUGAUCAUACUGAACGAAUAACUCCACUGGAAGCUAUGGAACACCCAUUCUUCAACGAUGUCAGAUGAUU